Scheffersomyces amazonensis is the source of this 3086-nucleotide messenger RNA. RefSeq names its product protein serine/threonine phosphatase. Gene Ontology annotation, cellular component: nucleus. Gene Ontology annotation, molecular function: RNA polymerase II CTD heptapeptide repeat phosphatase activity. NCBI's taxonomy places the organism in Eukaryota, Fungi, Ascomycota, Pichiomycetes, Serinales, Debaryomycetaceae. The coding region runs from base 422 to 3025 and encodes 867 amino acids. The transcript has a single exon. The record is from RefSeq and is a predicted model, not a curated record.
GUUCAGUUCAGUUCAGUUCAGUUCUCACUAAUUUUACACCGAGCAUCGAACAAACUCGACCAGCCCCAUCUUUGGUAGUACGUUUGAACGAGAUCUAAUUCCAAUUAAUUAAUAAAUUCCUGUACAAUCUAAUCCAUUCAUAUAUUACGAGUUCAGUUAAAUUCAUUUCAUUGUAUAACAAUUUGUAUUCUAUUCAAUUCAAUUAAAUUCAAUUUCAAUUCAAUUCUUUUCAAUUCACCCUUUUGUCGUUUGUUAAUAACCGUGAAUGUCCAUUUAAGAUACCGCAACUCAACUCGUCGAUUAAUCGAAAAAGCUUUAAUUCCUAAAACAAUAAUUAAAAUCGUGAAAAGAAGCAAUAAUUAAUAAAUAACUGAUAAAUUAAUACUUAUACAUCAUACAUAUAUAUAUAUAUUCAAAUCUAAUGUCAGACCUGACUUCAAUAACGUUACCUCAAUCAGUACCAUUUCCUGUAACUGUUACAUCAAUCUUAUGUACAGUAGGUGAAGUUGUACCUAAACAUAAAACAAUUCUUAAAUAUAAAUAUUGGGAUUAUCAAGAUGAUCCAAAUUCUAAAGAUGAAACUCCUCCUAAAAUAAGAGUUGAAAGAAUAGGUACAUUUGAAAGUCCUAUUGAAGGAGAAGUUCAAAGAAUUAAUAUAUCUGUUCAAGAAGAAAUUCCUCAUAGUGGGAUUGAAUUAUGUUCAAUAAAGGAGCCUUGUCUUCAUACAGUUCAAUAUGGAGGUUUAUGUGCACUUUGUGGAAAAGCAGUUGAAGAUGAAAAAGAUUAUUCUGGUUAUACUUAUGAAGAUAGAGCAACAAUUUCAAUGUCUUAUGAUAAUACUGGAUUAAAAAUUAGUCUUGAUGAAGCAGCUAAAAUUGAACAAAAUAGUACUGAUAGAUUAACAAAAGAAAAGAAAUUAAUUUUAGUAGUAGAUCUUGAUCAAACUGUUAUUCAUGCAACUGUUGAUCCAACGGUUGGUGAAUGGCAACAAGAUCCAACUAAUCCAAAUUAUCCUGCAGUUAAAGAUGUUAAAACUUUUGUACUAGAAGAAGAGCCUUUAGUUCCACCUGGUUGGACAGGACCAAAACUUGCUCCAACAAAAUGUUGGUAUUAUGUUAAAGUAAGACCAGGAUUAUCUGAAUUUUUACAAGAAGUUUCAAAACUUUAUGAAUUACAUAUUUAUACUAUGGCAACAAGAAAUUAUGCAUUAGCAAUUGCCAAUAUAAUUGAUCCAGAUGGGAAAUAUUUUGGUGAUAGGAUUCUUAGUCGAGAUGAAAGUGGUUCAUUAACUCAUAAAAAUUUAAAACGAUUAUUUCCAGUAGAUCAAUCUAUGGUAGCAAUUAUUGAUGAUAGAGGUGAUGUAUGGCAAUGGGAAAGUAAUUUAAUUAAAGUUGUACCGUAUGAUUUCUUUGUAGGUAUUGGUGAUAUAAAUUCGAGCUUUUUACCUAAAAAGAAUGGUCAAUUAACUGGUCCAACUAAAAAGAGAAAAUCAAUUGCAAUAUUAGAAGCUGAACAAGAAAAAAUCAUUUAUGAAGAAAUUAAUAAUGGAGUUUCACCUAAAGAAACUGUCAGUGGAUCAACUAAUAAUAAUGAAAUUGAUAAUAAUAAUAAUAAUAAUAAUAAUAAAGAUAUUGAAAAUAAUGAAGAAAUUGAUGCUAUUAAUGUUGAUGAUGAUAUACCAAUCGAUGAAGAAAUUGAAAAUCCUCUGCCAGUUGAACGUAUGCUUGAAUUAGGUGGUGGAGAAGGUAAUACUAGUUUAUUAAUGGAACAAUCCUUAACUCGAAGUCAUUCUAUUGAACAACAACAACAAGAUCGUCCUUUAGCUAAGUUACAACAUACUUUAGAAAAAAUGCAUCAUCAUGAUCAUGAUAUUCAUUCUAGAUCAAGUUCACCUGAUGGAUCAUCUGGAGAAGAAGAAGAUGAGGAUGAAGAAGAAGAAGAUAAUUUAUUAUAUGAUGAUGAUAAUGAAUUAUUAUCACUUAAAAAGGUCUUGGUUAAUAUUCAUGAUGAAUAUUAUAGAUUAUUUGAACAACAAAAAUCAAUUGAAAUAGUUGAUGAAUCAAAUAAACCAAGUUUAACAAAAAUAAUUCCAUCAAUGAAAAGUUCAUGCCUUAAAGGUAUUACUAUAUUAUUUUCAGGUAUAAUUCCUUUGGGUAUUAAUAUAGAAUCAGCAGAUAUUGUUAUCUGGUGUAAACAAUUUGGAGUUAAUGUGGUUAAUGAAGUAAUACCUGAAGUUACUCAUGUUGUUAGUCGUGAUCCUGCUACUGGUCAAGGUCCAACUUUUAAAACAAGAGUUGCCAAUAAAAUUUUACCGAAUGUUAAAAUAGUUAAUCCUGAUUGGUUAUUUGAUUGUUUAAGUUCAUGGGAGAAAGUUAAUGAAGAUGAUUAUUUAAUUUCAACAGCAGAUGAAAAACAAUGGACUGUUAAAAGUGGAGAUAUUGAAAAGUAUCAAGCAGCUAUAGCACGUCAACGUCAAAAAUUAUCAAAUAAGGCAAUAGCUGAACAAGAAAGGCCAAGGUUUGAUUCUAUAAGUUCUCUCGAAGAUUAUGAUCUUGAGGAUGCCAGACAAGAAGUUGAAGACUUUUUGGCUGGAAUUAGUGAUGAUGAUGAUGACGAUGACGAAGAUGAUGACGAAGAUGAAGAUGAAGAAGUUGGAAAAAGCACGGAUAUUUCCACCAAUGGUACUGGUAGCAAACAAAAGAAAAAAGAAAAGGAUGAAGAAGAUGAGGAAGAGGAGGAAGAGGAGGUAUCAAAAUCAGGGGGAUCAAGCUUCAUUCAAGGUCUUUACAAAUCCAAAAAGAGACAAUUGGAAAAACCCGAAGAAUUUGAUGAUGAUGAUGAAGCAGGCAAUGAUACGCGAGGUGGAGAUUCUGAUUAUGAUCGUACCAAUGGAGAUACAUCAUUCAAAAAACAAAAGAUUGAUGAAACUUUUGAAGCUGGUCAUGAGUCUAAAGAGGAAGAGGAACAAGAUCUUGACGAGCUUGAAAAGGAAUUACUUGAUGGUUUUGAUGAUUUAGAAGAAUAAACUACUUACUAUUUAACUUGUGUAUAAUAUGUACUAAUAACAAUACAUAUUGUGUAUGUAU